Molecule: messenger RNA, 957 nt
Organism: Laccaria bicolor S238N-H82
Lineage: Eukaryota; Fungi; Basidiomycota; Agaricomycetes; Agaricales; Hydnangiaceae
Exons: 7
Coding region: 1-957 (318 amino acids)
Source: RefSeq, a predicted model, not a curated record
AUGACCCAGCACCCCUGGGUUGCACAUGUGGAAUUCAUCGAAGAGGCGUUUCGUAGACAAAUUCACAAGACACCUCGACGACGGCCCACCAACAACCAGCAACCCGCUCGCUACCAGUCUUUCGACGUGAUUCCAAUUUGCCACACAGUGGUGUUUGGCGUUGUGCAGUGUGCGCCUGCCUAUCUUUCGAUCGUCUUCAUCGACCUUCUCUCCACUCGGUCUGACAUGCACGAACAACUCGCUUUGCACCUUAUCUCACUUCGUUUGCAGCCAACUCUACACCUCUGUGCUGCAGAUGUGGAAUUCAGUGAACACGAAAGAGAAAUUGCCGCACACGAAACCUGGCAUCGUCCUGGCAUUUGCGUCCUUUGUACGAUCUGCCUGAAGCUGUUUAUCAACUUCCUGGCAGACGAGGGCCCACCAACAACUAGCAAUCAGCUCGUUACCACUCUAUGGACGCAUUCACCCAUUGUUUGGCGUUGUGUGGCAAAGGCUUCGGAUGACGAAUGGCUUCCAAUGGAUGAUCUUGACACUUUUCCGGGCACGUCUAUCCUUUACGCCGGGUGUCAGCAGGUGCAGUCACCUCUGUGUGGAGAUGUGGAAUUCAUUGACCUGGGUAGAGAAAUUGCGCACAAGAAACCUGGCAUCGGCUUGCAAUCAGCUCGUUACCACUCUAUGGACCCAUUCAUGUUUGGCGUUGUGUGGCAAAGGCUUCGGAUGACGAAUGCUUUCAAUGCAACGCUUGAUGCUCUUGACACUUUUCCGGGCACGUCUAUCCUUUACGCCGGGUGUCAGCAGGUGCAGUGUGCGCCUGCCUAUCUUUCGAUCGUCUUCAUCGACCUUCUCUCCGCCCGAUCUCACAUGCACGAACAACUCGCUUUGCACCCACCUCACCUCACUUUGUUUGCAGCCAACUGUAGCGUGAAAUCGCGCAACGAGUUUUCUCACAAACUAUGA